CUUAUCUCUUGGCUAUGUCUUCCACUGUUUCUCCUCUUCCUUACAGUGACACACACAAAACAUUAAUGGAAACGUUUCAGCAUUUCUCCCAUAACUGCCCCUCAAGCUUAACAGAAGCCAAAGAUGCGGAAGAAGGAAGUUGUAGCUUGUGCGAGAGACAAACCUUGAUCCAUUACACUUGUCACUCCUGUAAGUUAGAUCUAUGUAAGCUUUGUUCUAAGUUGACUCCCGAGCUGCGACACAAGCUGCACCCAAAACAUACCCUCGAGUUCCAUCCUCGUCAGCCUGGUCAAAAGCCGGGCUGUUUCAUUUGCUGUGGAUGUGGGUCUGUCUCUUCUGGAUCUUACUAUGAAUGUAAAAUCUGUCAAAUCAAGAUCGAUCUUGAGUGUGUGUCCAAGGAUUUAACUAAUCUUUGGGAUGCAAAUGUAACUUACCAUUAUAGUCACAGGCAUGUCCUAGCUCGUUGUUGGCCUCGUGGGUCCAAUGGUAGCGGCUCUUGCUUCAUAUGCGAGCGUCCGUAUUCGGAGACAAAUCAGUGCUACGGCUGUGUCUACUGUCUUUGCUUUGCACAUGCACAAUGUCUUGAUCUUCCAAGUGAGAUUCAACAUCCAGUGCACGCGGAACACCCUCUCAAACGCCUCAACUAUAUGCAACACAGAGAGCGCAAGACUCAGUGCAACGCAUGUCAAGAACUGAUCUCUGGUGUCCCUUUUGGCUGUCUGAGGUGUAAUUUCUACCUUCACAUGGGAUGCGCUGAUUCUUUGUUACGAUCUUGUAAGUUCGAGACUCAUGACCAUGAGUUGGUCUACGUGCAGCGUAAUGCUGCACGAGCCAUCACCACGGAGAAACCAUGUAAUAUAUGCCAUGAGCCUCAAAAGAUAUGGAAGAAUUGUUACUACUGGUGCAUCGAAUGCAAUUCUAACUUCCAUUUCGAGUGUCUCAAGAUACCCGAUUUUGUCUUCCGUAAGUCAUGUCACACGCAUCCCGUUCAGUACAAAUUGUUCACAACAGAGGGAUACGAGUAUUGUGAUGUCUGUGAGACCAUUAUAAACGUUGGGAGCUAUGCUUAUUCUUGUGAUUGUUGUUUCCAGGCACACAUCGAAUGCAUUCUCCCCAAGGAAAAACCAACUAUAAAAUAUUUGAAGGAUAUUUACAUCGGUAGUGAGGACGCAACAACAUCAACAGGAGUGAAAUCUAGUGAACACAAACUUAUGAUUGAUGAUAUAAAACAUACUCAUCUCUUAACAUCCUGCGACUUGAGUGGUAAUCCUCAUGCCACAACUUGCACUAUUUGCAAGCAAGGAGGACUUGGACAAGCAUAUAAAUGCGAGAAAUGUGAAUUUGUAGCUCAUGACGAAUGUGCAGAAGUAGCACAACGUUUAAAGAGUCGGUUUCACAAGAAUCACCCUUUGACUCUCCUACCACAACCUCCUUUGGAAGAGAUGAAAUGUGAUCUCUGCACGAAAAAAAUUUGUGGGUUCAAUCUCUUCUGCCGAACCUGCGAUUAUGUUAUUCAUAUGGAAUGCCUCACGCGGGACACACGGCCAGAGCCCAAAUAUAUAAACUGGGAAGGAAAAUGUAUGCAGGGACAUAACUUGGUUGAGUUUCUUGGUACAGUAUCAAAGCAAAACCUUUGCAGUGUCUGCGGCGAGGAGCUUUAUGGGAAAUCACCGUCAUGCUUAACAUGUGAAGAGACAUAUCAUAUAGAGUGUCUUGAAGUUGAAGGAAAAGUGGAUCACCCGCUUCAUUAUCAUUCUCUUCAUAUCCAUAGGAAUGUUACACCAGGAUCUCGCUGUCUUAGCUGCGGAGAAAACAUCAAUUCUUACAGCUACAAGUGCAAUGAAUGCAAGGAUGUCUAUUUCCAUGUGAACUGUACAAAAUCAGUGGAAGCAUCGUUGAAGCUUACCGACAUUCACGAGCACAAUCUUCAUCAUUUCAUGGCUUCAUUUGAGGAUAAUACAAAGAUGAGGGAUAGUGAUGUUAUAGCAUGCAGUGGUUGUGGUAAAGCAUGCACUAAAUACUUCUAUGGUUGCGUCAAGUGCAAGUUUUACCGCCAUGGGGAGUGCCUUGGGUUACCAAACUCUGUCAGGCACAGAGUACACGAGCACGCUUUGACUAUACUGUACAUGUUGGUGUCAGAAGCGGUUAACCACUACUGUGAGAUCUGUCUUAAGGCUGUUGAUCCUGGGCAUCCUGGUUAUAUAUGCAAACUAUGUGGCUCUAUGAUACACCCAGAGUGCGCUUUGUGCUGGGAUAAUGACUGGAAAAAUGCAACGGAAGAGGAUCAUAAGUUGGAGGUGGUGGAGCUCAAGGCUUCAAUCCUACGUAGAUGUCACAUGAACUUCUAGUUCACAUAAUUACCAUAAUUUGCUUUGUGAUUUCGGAAUAUAAAAGACAUGUCUCCUAAGCACGACCCCAAAAGCUCCAUUUAUCACUUCCUCCUACAGGAGAGGACUUAUUUCUCACAACGUGUGAACCAGGACUUAUUUCUUGGUCUCUCUCUCUUCUUUUUUAAUUUUGUUUUAUUUAAAUUUACUAAGUUAUUAUCCGCCGCUACUUAUUUGUAUCAGUUUAUUUAAUAAUUGCAUUGACUUUAAUCAAUGUAUCUUUGAAGUCUUUAUUUUUAUCAUUUUGAUGAAUUUAUUAGUUAU
Camelina sativa (false flax) is the source of this 2651-nucleotide messenger RNA. RefSeq lists its product as uncharacterized. The record is from RefSeq and is a predicted model, not a curated record. NCBI's taxonomy places the organism in Eukaryota, Viridiplantae, Streptophyta, Magnoliopsida, Brassicales, Brassicaceae.